AUUGCUAGGCGGCGCUGUGAGACCACCCGGUGACAGGUAGGCGUGUUAGUGAGGUCAAGAUGGCGGCUAGUGGUGAAAAUGACGUUCAGCAACCUUUGGUCAAACCGACUCGAGAGAAAGUUGACACAUACGGGUUCACACGACCGGAGGAUUUUGACUAUGAGACGUAUGAAGAGUUCAUGUCCAGAUACCUGUCUGUGCUGGCCAGGAGGGCCUCCAGAUGGAACGGACUUCUCAAGGGGAGGAAGGCUAUCAACAGGUCCUUCAAGGUGAAGAGAUUUAUCAGAAAAGGCAUUCCUGCAGAGCACAGAGGCAUGGUUUGGAUGGAAGUGAGCGGGGCCCAGCACAAGAUGGAGACUAACCCUGAUGUGUACUCAGGCCUGCUGAAUGGACAGAAGGACCAGCAACUGUUAGACACCAUCAACACAGAUAUCCACAGAACGUUCCCGGAGAACAUCUACUUCUGCGACGCCUCCAGAGAGAGUAAGAGAGUUGCCCUGUACAACAUUCUGGUCGCGUUUGGCCACCACAACAAGACAGUUGGUUACUGCCAGGGCCUGAACUUUAUAGUGGCCAUCUUCCUGCUGAUCCUGAAGGAUGAGGAACAGGCCUUCUGGCUGCUGGUUGAAGAACCCGACAGUGUCUGCAGUGAUAGAGAAGGAAGGCAUGCCAUGGUCCAUCCUCGUCACAAAGUGGUUCGUCUGUCUGUACAUCGAUGUCCUGCCUAUAGAGACUGUUUUGAGAAUUUGGGACUGCCUGUUCUACGAGGGGUCGAAGAUCCUGUUCAGAGUUGCCCUGACGAUGAUCAAGCGUAACGAAGCGACCAUCGCUGCAGCCACAAGCUUCCCUGGAAUCCUGGAGGCCUUCAAACAGUGUACCCAGGAUAGCAUCAUCACGGACUGUCAUGCCUUCAUGCAGGCCAUCUUCGCAGACCCCGGCCCCCUCCCCAUGGCACAGAUCCUGAAACUCAGACAGGAAUGUGAAGCCAAGAUCAGCUAACGUGGCAGGAGGUAGCUGUGUAGCGACCAGGGCUGUCUCCAGCUUUUAUCUUUUUCUGUCACACUCAUUUUUGGGAGUCCAUCUUCUUGUUUUCUGUUGCAGAUUUUGUUGUUAAAUCUAUCAUUUCAAGGUUACAUAUACUAUAUUUCCAUCAAUCUCAUGCCAUUGAGUGAUUUUUUGACAGACAGGGUAUUUUUUUCUCCAACUCAACAUUCACAACAUGCAAAUUUCCGUCCCUGGAUGGAAGGAUGGGUCCUGGAGACGGCCCUGCAAGUGACUCAGAUAAACAACCCACCAGCACUGUUACCGGUAGCCUCUUCCUACUAAGGCUAACGUCACAUUUACAAACUGGAUUAAGAGUCAGUUAAAGUUUUGUAAAGAUCAAAAUCAAGAAAAGUUUCCAUCAAAUUCAAAAGCUUCAAGCAGGCCAUGGCAAUUGCUUUUGAACCGUGCAUUGAAGUUUCCAGCCAUUUUUUUGCUAGUGUUAGGAUUUAGCUGUUAGUUUUAAUUACAAAGUUAGUAUUAACUUAAGAAUUUGAUUUGAUCAGAGAAAAGCAGCCACAUGACAGACAACUGGGGUUGUGCAAUUCAACGAUGCUGUAUAAUUUAGUCACAGACAUUGUCAUUGUUAUGAACACGUCCUUUCCACUGAAAGCUGUAACGGUUGAGGGACCAAAACUUGGACAGGCGCUUAACAAAUUUCACAGAUAAAGAACAGUUUUUUAAAAUUAUUUCUUGUGUUUUGUUAUUUU
Molecule: messenger RNA, 1751 nt
Organism: Branchiostoma floridae (Florida lancelet)
Lineage: Eukaryota; Metazoa; Chordata; Leptocardii; Amphioxiformes; Branchiostomatidae
Product: growth hormone-regulated TBC protein 1-A-like
Source: RefSeq, a predicted model, not a curated record